Symphalangus syndactylus (siamang) is the source of this 3111-nucleotide messenger RNA. RefSeq names its product translation machinery-associated protein 7-like. Lineage: Eukaryota; Metazoa; Chordata; Mammalia; Primates; Hylobatidae. The record is from RefSeq and is a predicted model, not a curated record.
UUCUUCUUUCUUUCUUUUUUUUUUUUUUUGAGACAGAGUUUUGCUCUUGUAGCCCAGGCUGGAGUACAGUGGUGUGAUCUUGGAUCACUGCAACCUCAGCCUCCUGGGUUCAAAUGAUUCUACUGCUUCAGCCUCUCAAGUAGGUGGGAUUACAGGUGCCUGCCACCACACACCCGGCUAAUUUUUGUAUUUUUAGUAGAGACAGGGUUUCACCACAUUGGCCAGGCUGGUCUCGAACUUCUGACCUCAGGUGAUCUGCCUGCCAAAGUGCUGGGAUUACAGGUGUGAGCCACUGUGCCCGGCUGACACUGCCUUUUCAUAAGGGAUUAGCUGCAGUAUGGUUUACAGUUGUCUUCAGGCGGGCAUUCGGUGGAAACAGUGGCUACUUGCUAUAAGUCUCGGUUUUAUAGCAUGGUAAAUUGUUGCAGUAACAGCCCCCAAUUUUUUCAUGCCCUUUGUAUCCAUGGGCUUACCUGGUCUUUUACUAUACUGACUUUUGGCUUGGCCAAGGAACUUGUUUUGGCCAUGGGACAAUAGCAAACGUGUUGCAGGCAGGGACUUGAAAAGUACUUAUGCAUUGGGGCUUGUCUUCCUUUGCUACUUUUGCAACACUGAGACCACCAUGUGAAGACCCUAGGCCAGACUGCUGGGGCAUGAGGGACCACAUGGAGCCAAGGUAAGCAGUCCCUGCUGAGGCUCCCUUCAAACAAACUGUGGUGACAGUUUGCUGUCACCACACCUGUGAAUGAGGCCAUCCCAGAUCACCCUGCUCCAGCCACGCCACCGGCAGAUGGUUAUCAGUGCUCUGCCCAGACUAAAAGAACUGCAUGGCCAGUCCCCAGAAUUAUAAGCAAAUAUAAUGGUUGCUAUUUUAAGCCAGUAAGUUUUGGGAACUUGAUACAAAGCAAAAUCUAACUGAUACAAUAAACAGGAAAUGCCUUGCAUCUUCACCAGGAAAUUCUAAGCCAGGAUCUAGAUCUCAGUAUCUUCAUCUGUAAGCACGACAUGAAAAUCUCCAUCUUGUCUAUGUUCUUUAAUAUGUGGAGUGCUUUUUGGGAAAGCAGCUAUAUUUAGUUUCAGAUUUAAAUAUGUUAGGUUAACCAGAUGGCUGGGAUCGUGUAACUGCCUGACUGCUUCUAGUCUGCACUGCUGACAUCUCCACCUAUCUGUGACUUUUCAUUUGCUGAACAGUGGGAACAUCCACCGUUUCCCCUUGAUACUCUCUGGGGUCUGCACCCUCCCACUUCUGACUCUCCUCUGAUAGCCUCUAGCAUGGUCAGCAUUUCCAUUAUUUCUACUUGUGCUAGGGACUAGUCUGGUGUGAUCACAGCCCUACGGGUGUAUGUACACAGCCUGGCCAGAGGAACACUGAAUCCCAGGAUACCUUCUUUUGGAGCCCAUUUCACUAGAAAACUUGAAGAUAAUGAUCAUACUUUAGUCUUGGUUUUUUUAAAUGGCUAAAUAAUGAUGACAGAAUCCAAAAUUCACAUGGAUUUGAAGAAGUUUGCAGCUGAAGCUAGGAUCCCAAGGAGUAGGGGUGUGUGUGUGUGUGUACACGUGCAUGUGCCUGUGUCCAACAUGGGAAGUGGAGUGCGUGGUUCUGCUGCUGUAGGUGUUUCUUUGCUGGGGACACUUCAGUGGAAGAGACUGAAAGGAGCCCUAAUGUGGUGUAAAGGAUGAGGCUCUAGAGAUGGGCAGAUCUGUGUUCAAUUCCUAGCUCUGCUGCUUAUUUUCUGUGUGUCUUGACAACUGGCUCCACUUCUCUGAGCUGCAGGAUCCUGCUUUUUAAAUAAGACUGAAGAUAAGAGACAAAAGAGCAGGUGGCAGUGGGGAGCAAAUCUCACGACAGGCAGAGCCCUGCUGUUGAGCAGAUAUGUACUAUGUCUGACUUCCACACUCAGGAAGAAUCACACAGACACCUAUACCACAAUCUAAACACAAGGAGUUGCCCUUUUCCUUGAACUAUUGCUUCUACUCCAUGCUAUGGCUCUGCUUUCAAAUCCUGGCCACUGGCCCCUCCCCUACUCACUGGCCCCAUCCCAUCCAUCAGGGUAGGCAGCCACGUCUGCAACCAUGUUCAUGGCUCCUCUGCCACUGUGAGCCUUCCUGGGGGCUGACUCAGCUGUUGUGUCCCUGCCUUGCCCUAGGUUUUCCAGCCUGGAACAUCUGCCUCAGCUUCUGUUGGGCCCCACCCCAAGAAGAUGAGGUACCAGCCAACUGGCUCUUUCUGGCACUGUGGUUCAAUCUCCAGCCUGAGUUUUCCAGAGCUCCCUCUCCCCCUUUCCAUCUUCAGGUAGGUAGGAGGCUCCUGCAGCCACUCAAGAAGUCACGCAGUCCUUGGUUCCCUUCCUGCCAUCUUCCUGCACUUCUUUCCAUAGGAGCUCUGCUCCUACCCCUGGGGUCUACAACAGCUCCUCAAGACAUCUGGUGAGACUCAUACAAGUCAUGCCAGGUGACAGCCAGGAUUCUGAGCCCAGAGCAGAACCCCCACAGCCUGCUUGCUCACAGCCCUAAAAAUAAGAUCCACAGGAAGAGUCCCUGCUUCACCAGCAGGGUGAGGUGCUAUAGGAUUACAGCUCCCACAUCUUCUAAUCCCCAAACAUCUCUCAAGUCCCAUCACCUUCUGUGGAAAAGAUGCUCUUGGCUCAAUAUGGCAUCAUGACCAAAUCCAAUUCCCACAAAUAAUUCCAUGUAAACAACUGUUAUAUGUCCAGGCUGAACAUAAAAUAGUUGUCAGUCAGGCGGCAGGCGCCAUGUCCGGCUGCGAAGGUGGCAAGAAGAAGCCACUGAAACAGCCCAAGAAGCAGGCCAAGGAGAUGGACGAGGAAGAUAAGGCUUUCAAGCAGAAACAAAAAGAGGAGCAGAAGAAACUCGAGGAGCUAAAAGUGAAGGCCGCGGGGAAGGGGCCCUUAGCCACAGGUGGAAUUAAGAAAUCUGGCAAAAAGUAACCUGUUCCUUGUGCCUGAGGAGAUGGUGACCCUUUAUUUCAUCCAUAUUUAAACCUUUCUAUUCCCUGCCAUAACAUCUUUUGCCACGUAUAGCUUGAAUUAAGUGUUGUCUUGGAGCUGUUGUACAUUUAAGAAUAAACUUUUGUAAAAAAAAAAAAAAAAA